UCCCAGUGUACGAUCAACUCUAUCCCGAGCUGUUUCAAUAUCCGAGGUCCUCAAAAAAUAUAUCAUUGCUUUCGAUAAAUUCCGUCGCAAAUUCCGAAUGAAAUCAUGAGGUGAAUGAUAAAUCUAGUUCAAUUGGGCAUUUACCGAAGAGAUACAAUGCCGUGCGAUAAUACGGGGACACGAGUCCGUGUGGACAGAUCAACGAGUCCACUACCUCAGAAGCAAUCGGAUCCUGUCCAGGAGCUGAAGGCUCUCUUCACCGAGCCCCCGAAGACAAGUGCAGUCACCAACGGGAGUAAACAGGAAGAUAAUCACACGAAAGCAGUUGAAUGUUUUCAAGUGGUAGUACCUGAAGAAGAGGAUAUACCUGAACGCGGAAGUUGGGGGAGUAAAAUUGAAUUUAUACUGUCGGUGGUGGGUCUUGCUAUCGGUCUGGGUAAUCUCUGGAGAUUUCCCUACCUCUGCUACAAGAAUGGCGGGGGUGCAUUCAUGGUGCCGUAUUUUAUUGCCCUCGCACUGGCGGGCAUACCAAUGUUCCUCAUGGAAUUGUCACUGGGACAGAUGAUGACCAUCGGAGGACUCGGGGUUUUUCAAAUCGCUCCGAUUUUCAAAGGAAUUGGAUAUGCCACGUGCGUUCUCUCAUGCUGGACAAAUAUUUAUUAUAUUAUUAUUCUGGCAUGGGCGCUGUUUUACUUUUUAGUCUCCCUAAGCUCAGACGUCCCCUGGAGGACGUGCAGCAAUUACUGGAACUCUGAGUACUGCAUAACACCCGCAGAGCGUCUGAAAGCGAAUUGCUGGUCAGAUUUAUUCCGCAACGUGACAGUGUGUCAAACAUCGAUUGGAAAUUACAGUACACUAGUCCUGACAGAUCCCGUCAAGGAAUACUGGGAGCGAAGAACUCUGCAGAUAUCCUCUGGGAUCGAGGAGAUAGGGGGCAUCCGGUGGGAGCUGGCAGGAACUUUAGCUAUCGUCUGGAUUAUGUGCUACUUCUGCAUCUGGAAAGGUGUCAAAUGGACAGGAAAAGUCGUGUACUUCACCGCUCUCUUCCCCUACGCCCUCCUCUUCUGCCUCCUCAUCAGGGGCCUCACUCUGCCAGGUGCUAUGGAGGGACUCAAGUACUAUGCCACCCCGAAUCUGUCGAAGCUAGGGGACCCUGAGGUGUGGAUUGACGCUGUCACCCAGAUAUUCUUCUCCUACGCCCUGGGACUCGGUGCUCUCGUGGCACUCGGCAGUUAUAAUAAAUUCAAAAAUAAUGUGUACAAAGAUGCCCUGGUCGUCUGCUGUGUGAACUCUGGAACCAGCAUGUUGAGUGGAGUUGUAAUUUUUUCAGUUGUUGGAUUUAUGGCACAUGAACAGCAGAAGCCAGUCGCCGAGGUGGCUGCCUCUGGACCUGGCCUCGCCUUCUUGGUGUAUCCCUCAGCAGUCCUUCAGCUUCCAGGAGCUCCUGUUUGGAGUUGUCUCUUCUUCCUGAUGUUGAUUCUCAUUGGACUCGACAGUCAGUUCUGCACAGUGGAAGGAUUCAUCACAGCAGCAGUGGACGAGUGGCCACGUCUCCUCAGGAAGCGCAAGGAAAUAUUCAUCGCCAUUGUGUGCUUUUUAUCGUACCUGAUCGGGCUUUCGUGUGUCACUGGAGGAGGAAUGUUCGUCUUCCAAUUAUUAGAUUCUUAUGCCGUCAGUGGAUUCUGCCUCUUAUUCCUCAUGUUCUUCGAGUGCAUCGCGGUCUCGUGGGCUUUUGGGGUGAAUAGAUUUUACGAUGGGAUAAAGGACAUGAUUGGGUACUAUCCCUGCUUCUGGUGGAAGAUCUGCUGGACUGUCACCACACCUGCCAUAUGCGUGGGAGUCUUCAUUUUCAAUAUAAUUAAAUUCGUCCCUGUGAAAUAUCUGGAUUAUGAAUUUCCCUGGUGGAGUCAUGUGGUAGGUUGGCUAGCAGGUCUCUCCUCGAUGAUGUGCAUACCUGCUUAUAUGAUUUACAUUUGGUUCGCAACCCCAGGAUCAUUUUCAGAGAGAUGGCGUAAAUUGGUUCGAAUAGACGAUGACGUGGCCACUCUGAGAGCAAAAUUAAAUCCAGUCAAAGCAGCAGCCAUCAAGGAAGAGUUCAAUCUGUAGUUCACACUGCCUUUAUCAU
Fopius arisanus is the source of this 2125-nucleotide messenger RNA. RefSeq names its product sodium- and chloride-dependent GABA transporter 1 (gene Gat-1B). Lineage: Eukaryota; Metazoa; Arthropoda; Insecta; Hymenoptera; Braconidae. Gene Ontology annotation, biological process: sodium ion transmembrane transport. The coding region runs from base 115 to 2106 and encodes 663 amino acids. The record is from RefSeq and is a predicted model, not a curated record. Gene Ontology annotation, molecular function: gamma-aminobutyric acid:sodium:chloride symporter activity. Gene Ontology annotation, cellular component: plasma membrane; neuron projection. The transcript has 11 exons.